Molecule: messenger RNA, 1568 nt
Organism: Drosophila gunungcola (fruit fly)
Lineage: Eukaryota; Metazoa; Arthropoda; Insecta; Diptera; Drosophilidae
Gene: Rpn13
Product: proteasomal ubiquitin receptor ADRM1 homolog
Exons: 3
Coding region: 161-1438 (425 amino acids)
Biological process (GO): ubiquitin-dependent protein catabolic process
Cellular component (GO): proteasome regulatory particle, lid subcomplex; cytoplasm; nucleus
Molecular function (GO): endopeptidase activator activity; ubiquitin binding; proteasome binding
Source: RefSeq, a predicted model, not a curated record
AAUAGAGACUUAUCUUUGAGAAAAGGUAUUUGAGGGGUCACACUGAUUACAAAAGAAGAAGACAAAAUUUGCUGGUCAUUCGCAGUAGGCAGUUUGUUGAACAUUUAUAAAACUAUAAUUUCAACACAUAAUAUAUCCCCUCUCAAGAAGCUCCCGCAUCAUGUUCGGCCGACAAAGUGGACUGGGCAGUUCCAGCAACAGCAGCAACCUGGUGGAGUUUCGCGCAGGUCGCAUGAACAUGGUUGGCAAAAUGGUUCACCCGGAUUCACGGAAGGGCCUGGUCUACAUGACCCAAAGCGACGACGGCCUGAUGCACUUCUGCUGGAAGGAUCGCACCUCCGGAAAGGUGGAGGACGACCUCAUCGUCUUUCCCGAUGACUUCGAGUACAAGCGUGUGGAUCAGUGCAAGACGGGCCGCGUCUAUGUGCUUAAGUUUAAGUCCUCCACACGCCGGAUGUUCUUCUGGAUGCAGGAGCCCAAGACGGACAAGGACGACGAGCACUGCCGCCGCAUCAACGAGCUGCUCAACAACCCACCAUCCGCCCACCAGCGCGGCGGCGGAGGCAGCAACGACGGCGACCUGCAGUACAUGCUCAACAACAUGUCGCAGCAGCAGCUGAUGCAGCUCUUCGGCGGCGUCGGCCAGAUGGGCGGUCUCAGCUCGCUGCUGGGCCAAAUGAAUUCCCGUACGCCCUCGUCGCGCAACACCGUGUCGGGUGGUAGCGGUGGGUCGGCUUUGCAGACGCCCGAAAACGUCAGUGUCCCACGCACCCCGACUGCUCCUUCAAAAACGGGAAGCAGCCGCAGCAGCAGCAAUGUGAACUCGCAGGCCGGCGAGGCUGCCGGCAGCGCCGGCUCCUCCGUUGAUGCGGAUGCCUCCGGUAAGAACUCAACCACAUCGACCACAACGGCGUCAGAAUCGACCAGAGCCUAUGCCAAUCCAUUCCAAGCCUACUUAUCCAAUCUCUCCCCCGAACAUGGCGCAGGACGAUCCCUGAACAUUGACCUUUCGGCAUCGCUGUCCGGCUCCGAGGCCAUCAAUCAGAUCAUCGCUGAUCCGGAGCUCGUCAAGUCGCUGAUCGUGCACCUGCCGGAGUCGGAGGAUGCGGACGAGGAUCGCAAGCAGCAGAUCAAAGACCACAUCACCUCCCCGCAGUUCCAGCAGGCCCUGGCACAGUUCUCCAAUAACCUGCAGUCGGCCCAACUGGGACCGGUGAUCAAGCAAUUCGAGCUAUCCAACGAAGCGGUGGCUGCAGCCUACUCUGGCAACCUGGAGGACUUUGUUCGCGCCCUGGAAAAGAGCCUGCCUGCCGGAGCCACCAUGGGCAGCGAACCGUCGGCCAGCGAGAAGAAGGGUGAUGCCGAAACCCCCACUUCAGUGCCCCGCGAUGAGAACACCGAUCCCGCUGUUGAGAAGCAGGAGGAAAAGCAAAAAUAGCUUGCGAUCGUGCCACAACAAUAAUUAGAAUGCGUUCGAAAGCAUAUAUUUUUCAAUUUAUAAGUUUAUUUUUCGAUUCUGAAUAUAUAUCCAAAGGAGCUACAAAUAAAUUUAUCUGUUGUGAAAUACA